AGCGAGACACACUAUAUAAGCGAAUUAGACAAAAAUGUCCACUCAAUUCAGACUUCUCAAACAGGUAUCAAAAAAGGAGCGAGACAUAAUUUUGGUAGUGGGAAAAAGAGGAAUGGUCAUUGGUCCCUACUCCCAAGUAUUUACAAGAGAAUAUUUUUCAUUGAAGUUCCAGUUCCUGUGUUGUCGAAAAUGGAGGAAGAGAUGCAAAUCCCAAGAGUCAAACUUGGCAGUCAGGGGUUGGAGGUUUCUAGAUUAGGCUAUGGAUGCGCCGGACUAUCAUACAACUCUACUCACUCUAAUGAAGUUGGUUGUUCAGUUCUUAAGGAAGUAUUCAAUAGGGGUAUCACCUUCUUUGACACAUCAGAUCUCUAUGGAAAUAAUCAUGAUAAUGAAAUCAUGGUUGGCAAGGCUUUAAAACAGCUUCCUAGGGAAAAAGUUCAAGUGGCUACAAAAUUUGGCAUUAUCAGAUUAGAGGAUGGUAAAUACGGGGUAAAGGGAACCCCUGAUUAUGUAAGGGAAUGCUGUGAAGCUAGUCUUAAGAGGCUUGACAUCAACUACAUUGAUCUUUACUAUCAGCACCGUGUUGACCUCUCAGUGCCCAUUGAGGAUACUAUUGGGGAGCUCAAGAAGCUAGUGGAAGAAGGAAAGAUAAAAUACAUUGGCUUAUCAGAGGCCAGUGUAGACACAAUAAGGAGAGCCCAUGCAAUUCAGCCCAUCACUGCCUUACAAAUGGAAUAUUCUUUGUGGACCUGUGAAAUUGAAGAUGAGAUAAUUCCACUUUGCCGGGAGCUUGGUAUUGGUUUAGUGGCAUAUAGCCCUCUUGGUCGAGGGUUCUUUGGUGGGAAGGCAGUUGUUGAGAGCUUGCCUACCGGUAGUAGGUUGGCUAUGCACCCAAGGUUCUCAGGGGAGAAUUUAGAAAAGAACAAACUUCUAUAUGCCCGAUUUGCCACCUUGGCUGCAAAGCAUGCCUGCUCUCCCCCUCAGCUAGCUCUGGCUUGGCUUCUCCAUCAGGGAGAUGAUAUAAUCCCAAUCCCUGGGACAACCAACAUAAAAAAUCUUGAUAACAACAUUGGAUCCUUGGCAGUGAAGCUUACACAAGAGGAUUUGAAAGAAAUUUGUGAUGCUAUGCCCAUCAGUGAAGUGGCUGGUGAAAGAAAUACAGCUGCAAUAUCUAAAUAUGCCUGGGAGGUUGCAAAUACCCCAUCAAAGUAAUUGCAAGUUAUAGAUUUAGAAACUAAAGUGCAACCUUUGAAGUGAAACAUUUCUUCUCUGCUGUUGCAUUGUAGGAAAAAUAAGUGAGAAAAGAGUAUAACUAUAUCUUGCUAAUGAAUGGGUAGGAGAAAGAAAUCUCCUUAUAAAGGAAUUGCACAUGCAUGAUGAAUAAGUUAUUAUGCUAGCAUUUAGUGUGAGAUUCAUAGUUAAUACCUGUGGCAACAUCAUUUUUUCUAUUUUUUCCAUAUGAAAUAGUUGUUAUUAAUAGUUGCAUGCUUUA
Molecule: messenger RNA, 1492 nt
Organism: Quercus lobata
Lineage: Eukaryota; Viridiplantae; Streptophyta; Magnoliopsida; Fagales; Fagaceae
Product: perakine reductase-like
Exons: 7
Coding region: 190-1212 (340 amino acids)
Cellular component (GO): cytoplasm
Source: RefSeq, a predicted model, not a curated record